Vicia villosa (hairy vetch) is the source of this 336-nucleotide messenger RNA. RefSeq lists its product as uncharacterized. Lineage: Eukaryota; Viridiplantae; Streptophyta; Magnoliopsida; Fabales; Fabaceae. The coding region runs from base 1 to 336 and encodes 111 amino acids. The record is from RefSeq and is a predicted model, not a curated record. The transcript has a single exon.
AUGCCUAGCUAUCAACUAUCUUUCUACAAAAUUCCUAGGAGUGUUAUGAAAGAUAUUACAGCUAUACAAAGAAGAUUCUUAUGGAACAGUGCUGGUGACAAUAACUUUAUUUCUUGGAUAAGUUCGAAUGACAUUUGUAAAUCAAAGGAGGAAGGAGGAAUGGGAAUUAAGCAUGUGGGGAAGUUUAACAAAGCUUUAUUGUCUAAAUGGCCAUGGAGGAUUCUAAGUGAUGAAGAUGCAAUUUGGAAGGGAAUCUUGAGAGGAAGAUAUGGAGAUGUUAUCAAAUGUAUGCGGGGGUGCAAUCCUAAAUUGGCAAAAGCAAAGGAAUCCCUCUGA